Molecule: messenger RNA, 2496 nt
Organism: Aspergillus heteromorphus CBS 117.55
Lineage: Eukaryota; Fungi; Ascomycota; Eurotiomycetes; Eurotiales; Aspergillaceae
Product: ENTH domain protein
Exons: 5
Coding region: 436-2301 (621 amino acids)
Biological process (GO): clathrin coat assembly; clathrin-dependent endocytosis; vesicle budding from membrane
Cellular component (GO): clathrin-coated vesicle; clathrin-coated pit
Molecular function (GO): phosphatidylinositol-4,5-bisphosphate binding; SNARE binding; clathrin heavy chain binding
Source: RefSeq, a predicted model, not a curated record
GCUCAUCAUAUCUUCUCCCCUCCCGUUCGCCUGCUGGGUUCAAUCCCUUAGCUAGCAGCCACCCCCCCUCGUCUUCCCCCCUUAUCUCACCCGGGAAAAUCCCUGGCAGAUCGUCCCUGUCAAGACCGAACGUUCCGACUCCCCUCCCUCCUUGGAAUCCGUACUUCGAACCGUCCCACUCCACUAUUGACCGGCCGCGUAAAGAACCCAGCUUUCGCAACAUGGCAACUUGACGCAUCAUGAUAAUUUUUGGCAUCGAUGUGGGCAGAUCAAUUAAAACACGAUUAUAGUCAUUGUCUACUCUCAUUCUCGAUCGAUCCGGUUAUCGUCUCUCACCCCCUCCAUCCCCUCCACCCCCGAACCCAGUCCGUGGCCACAUUCCCCUGAUUCCUGUCCCCGCACAAUCGCUACUGCGGAGACCACUCAUCCUUGACCAUGUCUCACAAUUUUGAGAAGUCGGUGAAGGGGGCCACCAAAAUCAAGCUUGCCGCCCCCAAAUCCAAAUAUAUCGAACACAUUUUAGUUGCGACCCAUACCGGCGAGGCGGGCGUGGCAGAGAUAUUCCGAACCCUACAGCUUCGACUGCGCGACUCAACAUGGACCAUCGUUUUCAAAGCUCUAAUCGUCAUCCAUCUGAUGGUAAGAGAAGGCCAGUUGGACGCCACCUUGCAGUACAUGGCGGAGAACCCCAGAAAGCUUGCGAUUAGCGGAUACUCAGAAAUUCAGUCGCAAGGCCAUAAUAUCCGGAGAUAUUCCGACUACCUCAUCGCGCGCGCAAGAGCUUUCGAAGAUACAAAGACCGACUUUGUGCGAAGCGGACAAGGGCGCAUGAGAAGACUGACAGUGGAGAAGGGUCUUUUAAGAGAAACGGAAGUAGUCCAAGACCAAAUCCGGGCGCUGCUGCGAUGUGACCUUCUAACCGACGAUGUCGAAAACGAAAUAUCGCUGACCGCGUUUCGGUUGCUGACCUUGGAUCUUUUGACGCUUUACUCGGUCAUGAACGAGGGCACAAUAAAUGUCCUGGAGCACUACUUCGAGAUGUCCCGGCCUGAUAGCGAACGCGCGCUCGAGAUUUAUAAGACUUUUACCGUACAAACAGAAGAAGUUGUUAAGUUCCUGGGCGUUGCCAGGCAUUUUCAAACCGCAACGCGACUGGAAAUUCCCAAACUCAAACACGCUUCUACAGAUUUGACGCGACUUCUCGAGGACGACCUGAAUGAUCCCGAUUUCAACCUUCGUCGGCGAGAAUAUUUGGCGCGGAAGGAAGGGAAGAGUGUCGGUUCCCCAACACCUGUAGCCAAGAACGCAACUGGGGAUCGAUUUGUUAGCAAUCCGAAUACCUCGCCAGCUCGACCUCAAACACAGCCCAACCCGCAGAAGAAGUCGAACCCCGUAGAUCUUAUUGACUUCUUCGAUUCAAUUGAGCAAAACCAGCAGCCAAUGGACCACACCAACCCGUUCCAACAGGCACAGCUACAGCAGCAGGCGCAGGCGAUGCAGUUCCAGCAGACAGGCUUUCAACCGCAGCAGCCGGCAUUCUAUGCGCAACCCACAGGCUUCCAGCAACAACCUCAACCCACAGGGUUCGGUCAACAGCCGGACUUCACGUCCCAGUUUCCGCCGCAAAAUGGCCCGCAAUUUAGCCAGCCGCCACAGCCAGUCCCUCAGCCGCUUCAACCCAACCACACGGGGGCAGGGUUUGGCGGUUAUUCGGCCCAGCCCCAAACAUACGGGUUCCAAUCCAACCUCGCUCCCAUUCCGCAACAUGACGUUAGCGCAUUCCCACAACAGCAGCAGCAACCGAUGCCAAUGGCUCAGCAACAGUUACAACCGCAGUCAACCAACCCAUUCAGACAGUCUAUGUUGAUGGCCACGCCGACCGGAUCGGCCACAGCCGCAACUCCACUCAGCCGCCAGAACACCAAUCCCUUUGCGCGGCGUCUCUCGACAGCCAACCCGCAAUUCAACUCGGGCCCUCCGGAGGCCUUCCCGCAGCAGCCGCCGCCACAGCCACAGCCACAAGCACCGCAGCAGCCAGCGCCGCUCCAAGCGCAGCGAACAGGGACCAAUCCGUUUGCUCGAGCCUCGUCUGUUCCUCCACAGCAAUCACAGGGAUUGCAGCCGCCUGCCGCGGCGCCGCUCCGGCCCAAUCCUACCGGGAGCACCAACCCAUUCCGUCAGAGCGCGUUCGUGAAUCAGCAGACGGGCCAGGGGUGGCAUACCAGUGGCCAGCAAGGCACGAUGGGUGGUUUGGAGCAACUGGACACUAUGCAAGUGUUCCCGCGACCGGGGCUGUCAUAGGGCGCAGACGACCGUGCCAACAAAACGCUGCGCCGAGAGGGUUGUUGUGUUAGACGUGCCUAUUUUCCUUUUCCAUUAAUACUCGUUAUUAUCAGCUUGCAUUUGAUUAUUGUGUGUUAUUUAAUGCAUCAUGGCGAGCUCGCAGCGCGGGCAUGACCGUGGACGAUGUAGCGAUAUCAAGCAAUACUUAGUGAC